GCGGUCAUCACUCUAACUCAGAGCAUUUCUUACUGUAAAAAGCCACCAUCGGACUGACGAAGAUCUCAACCUGUGGACUCCUUUUUGAGGGUUGUUUCUGUAUAAAUACCUUAUAUCCUUACAAGGUUUUGGGCGUGGUGUCUCUGUGGGGGUAUUGAACUGUAUUUAUUAAUUGAUUAAUACAUCAAUGGCGGCACCACCGGCGAGGGCUCGAGCGGACUACGAUUACCUCAUAAAACUUCUACUCAUCGGCGAUAGUGGUGUGGGUAAGAGUUGCCUUCUUUUGCGUUUUUCAGAUGGUUCCUUCACGACUAGUUUUAUCACAACCAUAGGAAUUGAUUUCAAGAUAAGAACCAUUGAGCUUGAUGGCAAGCGGAUCAAACUCCAAAUCUGGGAUACUGCUGGUCAGGAGCGGUUCAGAACGAUCACCACUGCUUAUUAUCGUGGAGCUAUGGGAAUAUUGUUGGUCUAUGAUGUUACAGAUGAAUCAUCCUUCAAUAAUAUUAGGAACUGGAUUCGUAACAUUGAACAGCAUGCAUCUGACAAUGUCAACAAGAUUCUGGUAGGGAACAAGGCUGACAUGGAUGAAAGCAAAAGGGCUGUCCCUACCUCAAAGGGUCAAGCACUUGCUGAUGAGUACGGUAUCAAAUUUUUUGAGACUAGUGCAAAAACAAAUCUUAAUGUGGAAGAAGUUUUCUUUUCAAUAGCAAGGGACAUUAAGCAAAGGCUUGCAGACACGGACUCUAAAGCGGAGGCUUCAACAAUCAAAAUUAAUCAACCGGAUCAGGCUGCUGGCGCUGGUCAACUUGCUCAAAAAUCUGCUUGCUGCGGUUCUUGAACUGGAAGAAUACUAAUGAGCACUUAGAUCAGGUGCUCAAUGGCAGGAGAGAACAAAAACAAAAACUAAUUGUGACGAAACAUUGUCGGUGGAUGUAAUUUAAUUAAUUGUCAUUCUUUAAAAGGACUUAUUUUAGUUUGUGUAAGAUAGGCUCUUACUGAUCGAGAAACUUGCACUUAUUGUGGCCAGACGCUAAUGGUUUCAUCAGUAAUCCCUUCUGAAUUUGUCCUUUCAGUGUUGUUUA
This is a messenger RNA of Coffea eugenioides, 1082 nucleotides long. Its product is annotated as ras-related protein RABE1c. The transcript is spliced from 9 exons. The coding region runs from base 188 to 838 and encodes 216 amino acids. The record is from RefSeq and is a predicted model, not a curated record. Gene Ontology annotation, molecular function: GTP binding; GTPase activity. Gene Ontology annotation, biological process: protein secretion; regulation of exocytosis. NCBI's taxonomy places the organism in Eukaryota, Viridiplantae, Streptophyta, Magnoliopsida, Gentianales, Rubiaceae. Gene Ontology annotation, cellular component: plasma membrane.